Caenorhabditis bovis is the source of this 882-nucleotide messenger RNA. Lineage: Eukaryota; Metazoa; Nematoda; Chromadorea; Rhabditida; Rhabditidae. The record is from the annotation of a GenBank genome assembly.
AUGCUCACUUACAUUCUCAUGCUCAUCCCAAUUAUCUCGGCCAGCUCUCCAUUCUGGCUCACCGCUGAAGUUCAAAACAUUGAAUGGAUGGAAGGAUGCCUUACCACUGCUCUGUGUGCUCAGCCUCGCUUCCAGGUCGUGAAGGAUCUCAUGCCAAUCAGCGAGCGAGUUUCGAUCAACUGGCCAAUCAGCGAGCGCUUCUCCGCCGACAGCUCGAAACAAUUCGUCUCCUAUUGGCCGUCAGGAAGAGUCGAGGACAUUUCGAUUGCCGCUCAAGUCACCGGAACCGAUCGCACCUAUGGAUUCCCGAGAGUCUGCGAUCAGACGCCGUCGGUCCGCGUGUUUCCGGAAAUCGACGAGGCCUUCGAACAAGACGUCAACAACCGAACUUUCCAUGUCAAAGGGAAGUGCUUCGAUGCGGUCAUUCACGUCAGCAAACACACCGAACGAUGCCCAUGGUGUCCAGAUCCAGCGGAUAUGAUCAUCGGCAACGAGAUUCAGAUGCCAUCGGAAGCUUCUGCUUUGGAAUCGUCGAUCAACUCACUCGUCGGCUUCCUCUAUACCCCAUCGAGCAGCACCGAAUCUCUUCAAAUCGUCAUCAUUGUUCUCGCCGGAUUCGCCGUCCUCGCCUCCACUGCCUUCAGUUUGGUUCUCGUCCUCUUCUUGAAGUCGAAACGAUCCAACGUUCACAUCAACGUUAAGCCAAAGCUUAUUCCAUACAUCGAGGAAUCAAGAUACGAAUUGCCAUGGGACCAGAUGAACCGUCCACUCACCAAAUGGAUUUCUCCAUCAACAUGCUCCGGAAGAUCAUCGGAAGGAUACAACUCGUUCAGAAUCCCACCGCCACCGUCGUUCUCCCCAUACCAAUCCCCACCAGUUUAA